CUUCCUUCUCUUUCGUCUCUCUUCUUCGAUUUCUAACGCUAGAUUCUGGAGGAGGGAGGGAUUCGGAAGAAGGCGGAGAUUAAUAGAAAUUCUACUUUGUUUAAAUCUACGCAGAGAAAAUCUUUUGCCGGCAAAUCGGCUAGAAUUCGCAUUCCGAUCAAUCUAAUCCUCAUCGCGUUUUACUACUCACUGAUGGGGGAUUCUUACUGUUCGGACUGCCAAAGAAACACGGAAGUGGUGUUCGAUCACGCGGCUGGGGACACCGUGUGCUCGGAGUGCGGCCUCGUGCUAGAAGCGCGCUCCAUAGACGAGACGUCGGAGUGGCGAACAUUCGCCGAUGAUUCGGGCGACCACGACCCCAACCGUGUCGGAGGUCCCGUGAACCCGCUGUUGGGAGAUGCGGCUCUCUCCACAGUUAUCUCUCGGGGUGCCAAUGGGGCCAACGGAGAUUCGUCUGUGGCGCGCUUGCAGAACAGAGGCGGGGAUCCCGACCGUGCUAUUGUCUUCGCUUUUAAGAUGAUUUCUAAUAUGGCUGAUAGGUUGAGCUUGGUUACUACCAUUAAGGACCGGGCAAGCGAGAUAUACAAAAGGUUAGAAGAUCAAAAGUGUACAAGGGGAAGAAACUUGGAGGCUCUAGUUGCUGCCUGCAUUUAUAUUGCUUGUAGGCAGGAAGGGAAACCGCGCACUGUAAAAGAAAUAUGUUCCAUUGUUGCUGGAGCUACAAAGAAAGAGAUUGGCCGAGCAAAAGAAUUUAUUGUGAAACAGUUGAAGGUUGAGAUGGGGGAAUCGAUGGAGAUGGGUACCAUUCAUGCAGGAGAUUAUCUGAGGCGUUUCUGUUCUAAUCUCGGCAUGAGCAAUGAAGAAGUGAAAGCUGUUCAGGAAACAGUUCAAAAGGCAGGAGACUUCGACAUCAGGAGGAGCCCUAUUUCUAUUGCUGCAGCCAUAAUAUUCAUGAUAACUCAGCUGUCAGAAUCAAAGAAGCCAUUGAAAGAUAUAUCAUUUGCAACUACAGUUGCAGAGGGGACAAUCAAGAAUGCUUACAGAGAUCUCUACCCGCACGCUGCCAAGAUCAUUCCGGAUUGGUACGCCAAGGAAAGGGACCUAAAGAAUCUUUCCAGCCCUAAGGCUUGAACAAAAGCUUACAUUGUUGACAAAAUUCAGGUUUGAAUCUCUCCAUAUAUUUCUACAAACUGUUGUAUGCGGAAAGAAGACGUACGGUCGCAAAACAAUUGCGGUUAACUUACUUUCCUGAUCUUUUAACUUUCACAAAUUUUCGAUUUUGAAAAUUGCUUCGGUUGGACAAUGCAUGCUCAAGUUUAUUCGAAUCAAUGAUAGCAACAUGAUUGUUUUA
This is a messenger RNA of Andrographis paniculata, 1351 nucleotides long. Its product is annotated as transcription initiation factor IIB-2-like. The record is from RefSeq and is a predicted model, not a curated record. Gene Ontology annotation, molecular function: TBP-class protein binding. Gene Ontology annotation, biological process: DNA-templated transcription initiation; transcription preinitiation complex assembly. Gene Ontology annotation, cellular component: nucleus; transcription preinitiation complex. Lineage: Eukaryota; Viridiplantae; Streptophyta; Magnoliopsida; Lamiales; Acanthaceae. The coding region runs from base 193 to 1131 and encodes 312 amino acids. The transcript has 7 exons.